Molecule: messenger RNA, 279 nt
Organism: Strongylus vulgaris
Lineage: Eukaryota; Metazoa; Nematoda; Chromadorea; Rhabditida; Strongylidae
Source: the annotation of a GenBank genome assembly
AUGCUCACUCCCACAUUCCAUUAUAACAUUCUUCAAGAAUACCAUGAGAUAUUCGCACAGCAAGGCGAGGUAACAUAUCAUAGUCGAGAAUAUGUUGAUCAAUUUGCCAUUGCGAUAAUGCUGGAUCUUUCUAGAUCCUUGUUACCUAAGACAAUCGACUUUAAUUCAGAAACUGCCAUGGGCACUUCCAUCAACGCUCAAAUCGGGGGAAACAACGAAUACGUGCGCGCUGUACAGAGAUUGAGUACCCUAAUCUGGGACUAUCAGAGGUUUAGCUGA